This is a messenger RNA of Drosophila ficusphila, 1477 nucleotides long. Its product is annotated as pancreatic triacylglycerol lipase. Gene Ontology annotation, molecular function: lipase activity. The record is from RefSeq and is a predicted model, not a curated record. NCBI's taxonomy places the organism in Eukaryota, Metazoa, Arthropoda, Insecta, Diptera, Drosophilidae. Gene Ontology annotation, biological process: lipid metabolic process.
UGAAGUCAGUUGUUUGCAGUGCUUUUCCCAACUCAUUAGACCCGCCAACCACGCGAACCUAACUACAACCACUUUCGUUCUCGGUUGACACCAAUCGCACCACCGUUUGACACCACCACUUGCCCCAGUGUGGGUGCUUAUGUAUGCCAACGUCUCAAUCCGUUGCCAAUAGAAGAUCGUGGCCAGCGAUAUCCGCUCCACUUAAAUAGCAACCACUUUCGGAGGCCGGAACCCAGUUUACCACCGAGCUUAGAAGAGCGAGUAUUUGGGAUAUGAAGUCGACGGCGUUGCUCUUUUUGUUGGCUUUUCUGGGGAGUGCGUCUGCCAAUCCUCUUCUGGGUCUUGUGGAUCCCGCCUGCCAAGUGGUUCGGGGGGAAUGUCCCCACAAAAACAUCUCCUUCUGGCUGUACUCAAAUUCCACCCGGAAUAAGCCCAUCCUGCUGGAUCCCCUCGAUCUCAAUCCGUGGGACUUCCAGCCGCCGCGUCCCCUCAAGAUCCUCAUCCAUGGCUACACAGGAUACCGCGAUUUUGCGCCCAACUCCUACAUCCGCCCCGUACUCCUGGACCACGAGGACGUGUACGUGAUCUCCAUCGAUUACGGACCAUUGGUGCGGUAUCCCUGCUACAUCCAGGCGGUCCAGAAUCUCCCGCUGGUCAGUCGGUGCUUGGCGCAGUUGAUCUACAACCUGGUGGGCCGAGCAAUAGUGCCAAACGACCAGAUCCACCUGAUCGGUUUUAGUUUGGGUGCCCAAGUGGCGGGUCAGACGGCCAACUAUGUGAGUAGGAAGCUGAAGAGGAUCACGGGACUGGAUCCUGCCAAACCUCUAUUUAUCCUCGGUCCGAAUUCGAGGAGAUUGGAUGCAGGAGACGCCGAAUUCGUGGACGUCAUCCACACGGAUGUUUUCGGUCGGGUUCUGCGUGCCGCGGGUCACGUGGACUUCUAUCCCAACUUCGGGCCCCAGCAGCCCGGCUGCUCGGAGGAAAAUCCUCAGGAUCCUGGCAGCUGCAAUCACGAGAGAGCGCCUCGCUACUACGCCGAGUCCAUAAACACCACGGUGGGUUUCUGGGGACGUCGCUGCUCCGAUUGGUUGGUCCAUCUCCUUGGACUGUGUCCCACGUCGGGAGAUCAAGCAACGAUGGGAUACCACGUCUCGGAAAAACUCAGGGGUUCGUACUUCCUCAACACUGCUAGCAAAGAAUACUUCGCCCUGGGCAAACUGGAGGAUGUGGAUAAUACGAAACUGCUGGCGAAGUUCCAUCUGAAUCUGGACGAAAAUGAAAUCGGGUCUGACCUUGAACCGCAGCUGUUGGAGGGUUUCCUCGACAUGAAGAAGGUGAACGUGAUUGGGAAAAUAGACAAGGAAGAUUUGGGUUCAAAUCUGAACUGGAUUGAAAUAGAAAAGAGUUUAAGAAGAAAGCUUAUUUAGUUAAAUUAAAUUAUAGAAAAUAAUAAAUAAAUCAUUGAUAAGAUAAGGUA